Molecule: messenger RNA, 2460 nt
Organism: Hyla sarda
Lineage: Eukaryota; Metazoa; Chordata; Amphibia; Anura; Hylidae
Gene: CHAT
Product: choline O-acetyltransferase
Exons: 15
Coding region: 254-2152 (632 amino acids)
Biological process (GO): acetylcholine biosynthetic process; neuromuscular synaptic transmission
Cellular component (GO): cytoplasm; neuron projection
Molecular function (GO): choline O-acetyltransferase activity
Source: RefSeq, a predicted model, not a curated record
GUUAUGACUAGGACUAUGGACAGCGGCACCAUCAGCUUGAGGUGGGGACAGCACUAGUACCAUGGACAGUGGCACAGUCUUCUAAAAGAUGAGGAAACAAUAAUUAUCAUGGACAGCAGCACAGGCGUCAACAUCAGGCAACACUUGUACAUACUGUCAGUCCACAGCUACUUUGUGCUUCUGUGAAGAAUUUCUGAGACGGAUCAAUUGUGUGAAAGAGGUUUUACUACAUUGGAGAGAAGCAUUCUUUUUCAUGAACAAUAUGCCUGUAUUAAAGAAAGUCACCAUUGAAAAGUCUGCCAGCAAGGCCAGUGAGGAGGCCGAGGAGUUACCCAAGCUCCCUGUGCCACCUUUGCAGCAAACUAUGGAUAUGUAUCUUAAAUGCAUGAAGCAUUUGGUCUCAGAAGAACAAUUUAAAAAAAGCAAAGCAGUUGUGGAUAAAUUUAUGAUGCCUGGUGGAGUGGGGGAAAUGCUGCAACAAAAACUGCUGGAGCGACGAGAGAAAACGGAAAACUGGAUACACCACUACUGGCUCGAUGACAUGUAUUUAAAUAACCGGAUGCCACUUCCAGUUAACUCCAGUCCAGCAGUCAUAUUUGCACAUCACAAUUUCCAGGAUUCCAAUGAUCACUUAAGGUUUACAGCUAACCUCAUCUCAGGAGUGCUGGAUUACAAAACUUUAUUAGAUAUGCAUGCUUUACCUGUGGACUAUGCUCGAGGUCAACUGUCUGGACAACCCAUGUGCAUGAAGCAGUACUACGGGCUAUUUUCUUCUUACCGGCUUCCAGGGGCAGUAAAGGAUACACUUGUGGCUCAAGAAAGUAGUAUUAUGCCUGAGCCCGAGCACAUUAUUGUUGCAUGUAAUAAUCAGUUUUUUGUCUUGGAUGUUGUUAUUAACUUCCGCCGUCUCAGUGAUGGUGACCUAUUCACUCAGCUUAGGAAAAUAGUAAGAAUGGCAGAAAACGAAGAUGAUCGGCUUCCACCAAUUGGAUUAUUAACAUCAGAUGGAAGAGCAGAAUGGGCACAGGCUAGGGAGGUGUUAAUGAAAGAUUCCACAAACCGUGACUCUCUAGAUAUGAUAGAGCGAUGCAUGUGCCUAGUCUGCCUGGAUACACCAACAGGAGUAGAGCUUAAUGAUGCCAAUAGGGCACUGCAGCUUCUUCAUGGUGGGGGUUAUGACAAAAAUGGAGCCAAUCGAUGGUAUGACAAACCAAUGCAGUUUGUUGUGGGCAGAGAUGGAGUUUGUGGAACCAUAUGUGAACAUUCACCUUUUGAUGGAAUAGUCCUUGUACAAUGUACAGAACACCUACUGAAAUACAUGAAAAACAGCCCUAAAAAAUUAGUACGGGCAGAUUCUGUGAGUGAACUCCCUGCACCUAGAAGACUUAGAUGGAAAUGUUCUCCAGAAAUUCAGGGACAUUUAGCAUCAUCAGCUGAAAAACUUCAAAGGAUAGUGAAUAAUCUUGAUUUCACCGUGUAUAGAUUCAAAGGUUACGGAAAAGAAUUUAUAAAAAAGCAAAAAAUGAGUCCAGAUGCUUUUAUUCAGGUAUCUCUACAGUUAGCGUUUUACAGAUGCCACAGAAAGCUUGUCCCAACAUAUGAAAGUGCCUCCAUUCGUCGAUUUCGAAUGGGGAGGGUAGAUAACAUAAGAUCGUCAACUGCUGAAGCUUUGGCAUUUGUAAAAGCAUUGGUGGAUGGAAAAAGUGUAAUACCGGAUUCUGAGAAAAUGGACUAUCUUAGAAAUGCUAUCGCGGCUCAGACAAAUUACACUAUUCUGGCCAUUACAGGGAUGGCAAUUGAUAACCACUUACUAGCUCUGAGAGAGUUAUCACAAGAACAUUGCAAAGAACUGCCAGAGUUUUUCACAGAUGAAAUGUACUUGUUAAGCAAUCGAUUUAUUCUCUCUACUAGUCAGGUUCCUACCACAAUGGAAAUGUUCUGCUGCUAUGGUCCAGUAGUGCCAAAUGGAUAUGGUGCCUGUUACAACCCACAACCUGAAAAUAUCCUCUUUUGCAUUUCAAGUUUUCGAGACUGCAAAGAAACUUCAUCUAUCAUGUUUGCCAAAGCAGUGGAAGAUAGCCUGACUACCAUGGGAGACCUGUGUGUACAAUAUAACACUAAGGCCCAAACACCAGCGAAGGGAAAGAAAUAGAAGAGAAGAAGAAUAGGCACUGAACCUUGCUAUUUAAUAUGUAGAAUUCUAGGUAUAUUAUUUAUUUUCCAAGGAAAUAUAUUUUUGAAUGUAUAUAUUAGGAGGAAAAGAUUUUAGAGUAUAAAUAAAGUAUAAAUGUAAACAAUAGCUUACACAUAAGCAAAAAUACACCUGCUGCAUUGGUAAAACUACUAAAUACCAUGUUAAAACAUUUACUUAUCAGACCAAAUAAAAGAAAUACAAAACUGAUGAUCUGAAGACAGCAGGUAGAUAGAUUUAUAAACACCGGAAACAUAUGAAAACCCUAU